AACACAGCCUCCAUCGCACUGUUUCUGACACGCCUGGCAUUGACGGGCUCUGAUGUACGGCUUCAUGCGAAGCUGCGACUCCAGAGACAGAGAGCACGCUCCUUGCGGGCUCGCCGUUCUGAGCAUGUAUGCACGCGAGGUGGUUGAGAGCCAGAAUGGCGAGUCGAGGGGAUGGAGUUGUUCAUCCUAUUCGACGUCGUGCUGCAAAGCAAAAAAGUUGUGAGGAACGCGAAACACGUUGGCAGCCACUGAAAACGCGAAGCACCCCUCCCAAAUGCACAUUGGACAAACACCAUCAGCGUGCACGGCAGCACGAUACUGGGAGCAGAACUCAUUGGGCACUGCCGAACGUAUCAAACUGCAUGCUUCUUUUCUUCCGAAAGCGUCGCCAUCCCACCAUCCCCGUUCUGUGCUUGGUCCGCCAGCAUGAAUUGCCCCUCUGUUCUUUGAUCAUCGCGCAUGACCUCAGAGGAUCCCGCCGGCCUGGGCUAUCGAUAGUGAUCCAAUCUUUCAGCCCUCCAGGUGCAUUCAGCUUCCAUUUUAGAGAGCCUGCCCCGCCUUGCAUUGCUCUGGAGGCGAUCAGCAGAGUGUGGGGUGGGUAGCACCCAGGUCCAAAAGGUAUGAAACACGAAACAACCAUGAUGCUUACGAUCGGCCACCAGACCGAACGGUGGGCAAGACACGCGUGGUGCUUCGUUUUUCUCCAGAGCCAAGAACCAGGCUGGAUUGGGUUGCCGCGGAUAAUCAUGUAUCACUAAGCCCACACAUAUCUGCAUUUCGUUGGGGGUUUCUGCUGAAAUCUGAUG
Molecule: messenger RNA, 806 nt
Organism: Mollisia scopiformis
Lineage: Eukaryota; Fungi; Ascomycota; Leotiomycetes; Helotiales; Mollisiaceae
Exons: 1
Coding region: 129-602 (157 amino acids)
Source: RefSeq, a predicted model, not a curated record